Molecule: messenger RNA, 1919 nt
Organism: Cygnus atratus (black swan)
Lineage: Eukaryota; Metazoa; Chordata; Aves; Anseriformes; Anatidae
Gene: CNN3
Product: calponin 3
Exons: 7
Coding region: 162-1157 (331 amino acids)
Biological process (GO): actomyosin structure organization
Molecular function (GO): actin binding
Source: RefSeq, a predicted model, not a curated record
CCCGGCGCCGCGAUUGGCGAGCGGGUGGCUCCGAGGGCCGCGGGGCCGGGCUGCGAGGGAGGGACUAGAACUUUCCGCGGCCGCGGGCUGACUCUUCCCUCAGCCCCGCCGCAGCGAGCGCCCGCCGCCAGCGCCCCCAGGCAGCGGGGAGACCGCGGACAAUGACCCACUUCAACAAGGGGCCCUCGUACGGGCUCUCCGCCGAGGUCAAGAACAAGAUAGCCCUCAAGUAUGAUCCCCAGAUAGAAGAAGACCUGCGUAACUGGAUAGAAGAAGUUACAGGACUGAGCAUUGGUGCAAACUUUCAGCUGGGACUAAAAGACGGCAUAAUCUUAUGCGAGCUUAUAAAUAAGCUGCAGCCAGGAUCAGUGAAGAAAAUUAAUCAAUCAAAACUAAAUUGGCACCAGCUGGAGAACAUUGGGAAUUUUAUCAAAGCCAUUCAAGUCUACGGCAUGAAGCCACACGAUAUUUUUGAAGCAAAUGAUCUUUUUGAAAAUGGGAACAUGACUCAAGUACAGACUACUCUCGUGGCACUAGCAGGUCUGGCAAAAACCAAAGGUUUUCAUACUACAAUUGAUAUUGGUGUCAAAUAUGCAGAGAAACAAGCACGAAGUUUUGAUGCAGGAAAACUAAAAGCUGGUCAAAGUGUAAUUGGCCUGCAGAUGGGCACCAAUAAGUGCGCCAGUCAGGCAGGCAUGACUGCUUAUGGAACUAGACGACACCUCUAUGAUCCAAAAAUGCAAACUGACAAGCCAUUUGACCAGACAACGAUUAGCCUACAGAUGGGCACUAACAAAGGAGCCAGUCAGGCUGGUAUGCUGGCACCAGGUACCAGAAGAGACAUCUAUGAUCAGAAGCACAUAUUGCAACCUGUGGAUAACUCAACUAUUUCAUUACAAAUGGGUACCAACAAAGUAGCUUCACAGAAGGGAAUGAGUGUGUAUGGGCUUGGACGGCAAGUGUACGACCCCAAGUACUGUGCUGCACCCACAGAACCUGUCAUUCAUAAUGGCAGCCAAGGAACAGGAACUAACGGGUCUGAAAUCAGCGAUAGCGAUUAUCAGGCAGAAUACCCAGAUGACUAUCAUGGAGAGUACCAAGAUGACUAUCAAAGAGAUUACCAUGGUCAGUACAGUGACCAAGGCAUUGAUUAUUAGAUUUGCAUCAAAAGUUCAGUAUUAGUCCAUUAUUUUAUUCAGUAAGAACGAAACUAGCCUUGUGGAAUUGUUACCUGUCUUUCCUACACACUAUGCUUAAUGUACCUAAAGAAAUACUGCCUUACGUACAUUCCUUUUUCCUUUCUCUGCCCUUUCCCUGUCUAGUUGCCUUUAGUGCUGUAACAGUUGUAGUCUACAGCAUAAACAAUAACUGCAUAUGAAGUAAAAAGGAAUACUGUGAAAGGGGGAGUGCUCUCGUACAGCCAGGCCUUCUAAUAAGAAGCUAUGCAUUUUCACAAUCUACUCAAGUAGGUUUACAUACCACAUUAAGCCUUCAUUUGACAUAUUUACAGCUUUUCUGUUUUCCAGAUGAGAUAAAAGAAUUUAAUGCUUAAAAUUAAAUACGGCCUUUGCCAAUUAAGUUUAAGACAUCACACUAGUGAUUUAAAUAUCAUUACUAUGUUUCUACGGUAUUGUUUGCUAAUGGUAAGUCCUGCAUUAGACGUAAGUGUGCAUUUGUGAUUGUGUAUUCAUUCCAUUAUCUACACUGACCAAACUCAUAGAAAUAGUUGUCUUACUAAAAAGGGAGCUUGUACAAAGUCUUGAGCCAACAGAAGUCCCAUGUUUGAUGGUGCAUUUACCUUUUAUUGUGCCAUAAUAUAUCCAUGUAGAAAUGCUUUUUCUUCCUUGAACUGUAUUUAUUGCCACUUCUCAAACUGAUCCCAGUGUAUUUUUAUAAAUAAAUAUUUUUUCUUAAAGGUA